Hypomesus transpacificus is the source of this 3817-nucleotide messenger RNA. Its product is annotated as zinc finger and SCAN domain-containing protein 2-like. The record is from RefSeq and is a predicted model, not a curated record. Gene Ontology annotation, molecular function: DNA-binding transcription factor activity, RNA polymerase II-specific; RNA polymerase II cis-regulatory region sequence-specific DNA binding. Bases 71 to 1075 code for a protein of 334 amino acids. The transcript is spliced from 2 exons. Gene Ontology annotation, biological process: regulation of transcription by RNA polymerase II. Lineage: Eukaryota; Metazoa; Chordata; Actinopteri; Osmeriformes; Osmeridae.
CUAUGAAAGAGCUUGGGGGAGAAAGCCAACUUCGUCGAGCUACAAUUUCGUAAAGUUUUUCAACACCAGAAUGUCUAAACUAGAGGUGUUCAGGGAUUUUAUCACUGAGCGAUUAACAACAUCAGUUUUGGAGAUAUUCGCAGCCGCUGAGAAAUCAUUUGCCGAAUUCGAAGAGGAGAUUUCUCGUUCGAAGGAGGAGUGCGCGCGACUGCAACGAUUGUUGGACAUUGUAACUCAACCUGAGGUCAAGCUUCACCGAAAAGAUGUGCAUCAGUUCUCUCUCCCGGAGCCCCCACAGAUAAUGAAGGAACAGGAGCUGUGGACCAGUCAGGAGGAAGAGCAGCUCCAAGGACUGCAGUCUGAAACUACACACUCCAUGUUCACUUCUCCCAGUGAGAAACAUGACUGGGAACAGGAGCGCUUUUCUGAAUUUUCACAUCUUGACCAAACUGGUAAAGUAGAGAACAGAGAAGGAGACUCUUUACCCAGCAACACAACAGAGGAGCAAAUAAAAACAGAGCCUCAUGUACAAGACUAUGCAGCACCAGAACUGGACAGUGACUCUCAGCCCCUCUCUGUUGUAGUUCCAGACUGUCCUACAGCUCAGAGUUUGGAGGAGGAAGAACAUGGAGGAGUGCAGCUUUUUCUGAACAGAACACAAGACAGUGAGGCUCUGCCAAGGGAACAUAUACCACAGAGACGUCACACAGGAAAAACUAAACAUCAGUGUCAACAAUGUAACAAAACUUUUAGUAAGAAAAGUAAUUUGUUUACUCAUUUGAGGACACACACAGGAGAAAAACCAUAUCAGUGUCAACAAUGUAACAAUACUUUUAGUCAGAAAAAUAAUUUAGUUUCUCAUAUGAGGACACACACAGGAGAUAAACCAUAUCAGUGUCAGGACUGUAGCAAACUGUAUGCUCGAAGUGAUUAUCUGUUAAAACACAUGAGGACACAUACAGGAGAGAAACCAUAUCAGUGUCAGGAAUGUAGCAAACCCUUUUCUCAAAAUAGUUCUCUGGAAAAACACAUGAGGAUACACAGGAGAGACACUGCAUCAGUUUCAACAAAUUAACAGAUCUUUUGCAGAGAGGCUGAUGCCUAAACAGAGCAAGUUCAAUAUACCUGGGAUAUCUUUUAGUUAACUUGCUUCACUAAGCCUUUUUCCUGGCUCAGAAUGGGCCUUUGAGGAGUGACUAUGCAAAACAGUAAGCAUGAUCGGUCUGCGUUCAGUAAAAGCACUGAGUUACCUUAUGGGUGAAAUCUAUGCAAGUUGUUAUCAUUUGGGAUGGGGUUGGUGUUGUUGAGGAAUAACACUUUAAAGCUUUGUGUCUCUUUUUGGCCUAUCUGGUCUUAAGACUAUACUUUAAUCCUCUAGUCAACCCUCUUUUGAUGAAGAAUAAUAAUGCACUAAGGUUUUGGCCAAUUUUUCUAAGUUUGAAACAGCACUGAAACUCAACAAGGUCUGAUGCAAAGUGUUUAUUAGAAUCCAAGACAACAGAAUGACAGGGAUUCCAACAAACUGAGGGCCUCAUGUACUAACGCUUUUGCGCCCACUUCAGGCAUAUUUGUUUAGCAAUUUGCGCGUAAAAGCAUGGCGAGGUAAGUGUUUUUUUUUCUCUCCCACAUUCCAGGCCUACGUUUGGCCUUGAAAUCCAGCUGCGCUGGGCUGCUGACCGUAGGGUCAUAAAUCUGUCCCAUGAUAUCGGGGCCUUGUAGUUUUCUAUGGAAAAAGCAUAUAGCCUACACAGUCUUCUCUUGCCCUCAGCCCCUAAAUAUCCAGAUUUGCACUUUGGGCCUAAUAUCUUCUCAGUGGCAAUACUAAUCAGUCAACAGCUUUGCAUCUGGUUUUCAGUAAUAUAGCAUAUAAAAGUAAAAAGGGUGAGGUUCAUUUUCAAUCACAUAAUCCAUAAUCCUUCUCCAUCUUUAGUGUGAUGUUUUUUACACCACAUUUUCCCUCCCUCAUCUCGCUUUUCUUUCUUUUUGUCUCUGGUUGUGAAGGAAAAUAUUUAGUUGCUGUGACUCAGUGUUUCUCCAAGGGAUCUUCAGAAGUUGUAUAGCUUAAUUACUAAUUAGACAGAGGAAGAAAAUUAAACUGACCAGGAAGAAACAAGCAGGAAGACAAAAAAUUGAACAUGACCAAAACAGACAGUUUGCAUUGUGAGAGACACAAUAUAUAAAUCUUUAUUUCAGACGGCAAGUUCUAUAUAAAAUAACAGACAUAGAACUAUAAAAAAUAGAGAAAAAACAAAAAGAUACAACAUACGUAAUACAGUGCAUUAAAAAGUAUAAAGACUUUUGGGCCAAUGUCGUCUUAAGCUAGAAGUAAAUCGAUAGCAGCUCUUUAGAGGGUUGACCAGAGCCUCUACUAUGCAGUUCUCAGACUUGUCCAGUUGACACAUGAAACAUCAAUUGUCUCAAGAGCGCCUCCCAGGUUGGUACGUGCUUAGACACAAACGUCUGACUAGCACUAUGUCACCUAGGCACAUGAAGCAGCACUAUGUCACCUAGGCACAUGAAGCAGCACUAUGUCACCUAGGCACAGGAAGCAUUACUAUGCCACCUAGGCACAUGAAGCAGCACUAUGUCACCUAGGCACAUGAAGUAGCAGCACUAUGUCACCUAGGCACAUGAAGCAGCACUAUGUCACCUAGGCACAUGAAGCAGCACUAUGUCACCUAGGCACAUGAAGCAGCACUAUGUCACCUAGGCACAUGAAGCAGCACUAUGUCACCUAGGCACAUGAAGCAGCAAUCUAAAAGUAUCAUUGUAAGCUACUUUCAGUCUCUGUAUACUCCUUAGAGCUUAAUAGACCACAAAUUAGCAUUGUACAAUGGUGUUAUGUAGGUUCCAAACAGGGAACAUUUAACUGAAUCUGAGCACAUAGAAAACUUCCUUACUAACUUAUUAGCCUGGGAAUAUAUUUUACAGCGCUGUCGAUAUAUAUCGUUGUCAUCUGUCCAAUCAUCAGAAAUGACAUGGCCCAGAUAUUUUAUUUUACUCACAAACACGAAGGGAAAUGCCAGAUAAAUAAAAGGUAGGGAAGGUUCAUUUCCUGUCCUGAUUACUUCUGACUAUCAUUAUGUGGUUUUCUUUGCAUUUUAUUUUAUAUCAUGAUCUAAGCCAUACUGAGAGCACACCCAUAGCAUCUGUUGCAGCCCAGCACUGUAUGGGCUGAGUAAAACCAAAUCAUCUGCGUACAUCAGGUGAUUGACAAUAGAUUCACCUACAAGACAGCCUGUAUUUGUCUUGUUCAGCUGGCUUGAUAAGUCGUCCAUAUAAACAUUAAACAAAAAGGGAGAUAAAAUUUCUCCUUGUUGAACUCCGUUACCAACAUAGAAAGGAGCUGAUACAACAUUGUCCCAUUUAACAUGAAAAGUUUGAAUGGCAUUCCAGAACACCAAAAUCCUCACUAGAGGUUUAGGGACACCUCUCGCUAGCAGCUUCAUAAACACGUUUUUCAUGACAAAUUCGAUCGAAAGCUUUGGAAGCAUCAAUAAAGCAUAAAAAUACAGAGGAAUUAAGACUUGUGUACCUAGAGAUAAUCUCCUUCAGAUAAUAGAUACAGAGAUCAGUACCAUGUUUUCUUUUAAAACCAAACUGAUUGUAAGAAGUCAGAACAUACAUUUCCGAUUUCAUUAAUAGAAUUCUCUCAAACACUAGACAAGAUACUGCCCAAUGCAAUGGGUCGAUAGUUGUCUAUGCUGUUCAGUUUACCAGCCUCAUAUUUAAGAACAGGCACUAACAGCACUGACAUAAUAGAGUUCGGUAGAACACCAUGAACCAUAAUUCCAGUGAGACACAUGGCUAGUAAUGG